This is a messenger RNA of Puntigrus tetrazona (Sumatra barb), 974 nucleotides long. Its product is annotated as low choriolytic enzyme-like. Gene Ontology annotation, biological process: proteolysis. Gene Ontology annotation, molecular function: zinc ion binding; metalloendopeptidase activity. The coding region runs from base 57 to 848 and encodes 263 amino acids. The record is from RefSeq and is a predicted model, not a curated record. The transcript is spliced from 9 exons. NCBI's taxonomy places the organism in Eukaryota, Metazoa, Chordata, Actinopteri, Cypriniformes, Cyprinidae.
GAGGCAUUCUGCCGAAACAGCUGUGCCCUUGUUCUUUCUGUAGGUCUUUGGACAUCAUGUUUGUGACCAAGGUGACUUUUGGCCUGUUGGCCCUGCUCCUUGUCUUCUCUGUUAGAGCUGAGGAGAUGCCCGCUGUUGAGGACAAGUCUGCUCAGCUGUCUGUGUCUGAACUGCUGCACAGAGCCAACAGAGGCAUCAUUCCUGAACAUGACGAGCCCAAGCUAAUGGAUGAUAUUGCUGUGAAUGAGAGAAAUGCUGAUCCCUGCACCUCCUACGGCUGCCUCUGGCAGAAAUACAGCGACGGCAAGAUUUAUGUGCCUUACGUCAUCGCCAACCACUACUCCUCUCGUGAGCUGGAGAUCAUCAAGCGUGGCCUGGACUCUUUCUCUUACAGCACCUGCAUCCGCUUCUUCCCCCGCAGCAAUGAGAGAGACUAUAUCAGCAUUGAAUCUCGCAGUGGAUGCUACUCAUACGUUGGUCGUCAGGGUUAUGCCCAGACCGUGUCUCUGGCCCGUAAUGGCUGCCUUUACCACAGCACUGUGCAGCAUGAGCUUCUCCACGCUCUUGGUUUCAACCAUGAACAGACCCGUAGCGACCGAGACAAUCACAUCCAAGUCGUCUGGGAGAACAUCAUCGAUGACAUGAAGUACAACUUCAACAAAAUUAACACUCUAAACCAGGGAACCCCUUAUGACUACAGCUCUGUGAUGCAGUACGGGAGAACUGCUUUCUCGAAGAAUGGCCUUCCUACUAUGAUUCCCAUUCCCAACAAUAAUGCCGCCCUGGGCACAUCCACCGAGAUGAGCCAGAAUGACAUCAUCAGAAUCAACAGGCUCUACCAGUGCUGAGCAUUCAGUUUCAAGACGUGCAGCGCAGAGGAAAAACUAAGGUCUAAAAUGUCUUUUGGAUGUUGUUGACUGCUGUGCUCCGAUGUGUAAAGCAAAAUAAUACACAAAUACAUUUUUAAAUCAAAA